Molecule: messenger RNA, 3937 nt
Organism: Jatropha curcas
Lineage: Eukaryota; Viridiplantae; Streptophyta; Magnoliopsida; Malpighiales; Euphorbiaceae
Product: calcium-transporting ATPase 10, plasma membrane-type
Biological process (GO): calcium ion transmembrane transport
Cellular component (GO): intracellular membrane-bounded organelle; plasma membrane
Molecular function (GO): ATP binding; P-type calcium transporter activity; calmodulin binding
Source: RefSeq, a predicted model, not a curated record
UUCUACUUGAAGCCUGUGAAAGUACUAAUCAUAAUACAAACACCAUCUGUGUGUUUCUUUCUAUUUGCUAUCUCUCUUCUCUUUAUUUUCCUCAUCAAGAAAUUAUUUUAAUUUCCAGAUUCUCAUAUACAAAGAAGCAAUUUAUGAGAUACUUUUCUUCCAGCUUCUCUAAUCUCUAUUAGUGCAAAAGGAACAGCCAAAGCAGGAUACAGCUUUCCUCUUUGUUUCCAAUUCCAGGCAAAACCAGUGAGGAUUUUAUUUAUCGUCUGUAAGAUCAAUUGAUUUCUGUUGGAGCAUUUGAUUUUGUGUAAUACAAUGACUAGUCCAUUCAAAGGAUCGCCGUACGAACGGCGAUAUGAUCUAGAGGCUGGAGGAAGCCGGUCCACUGAAGACGACUCCUCUGGUCCGUUUGAUAUCUUUAGCACUAAAAACGCCUCUAUUGAACGUCUUCGCCGCUGGAGGCAAGCUGCACUUGUACUUAAUGCUUCUCGUCGAUUUCGAUAUACCUUGGAUUUGAAAAAAGAAGAAGAGAAGCAGCAAAUAUUGAGAAAGAUAAGAGCACAUGCACAAGUCAUACGAGCUGCAUAUCGUUUUAGAGCAGCUGGGGACCUACUAGUAAAUGGAAGUGGAACCACAGAAUCGCUUCCAACCCCUAAAGGUGAUUUUGGAAUUGAACAAGACCGACUUUCGACACUCACAAGGGAUCAUAAGCUUGAUGAACUAGAGCGAAUUGGGGGGGUAAAAGGGCUUUCUGAUCUCUUAAAAACAAAUACAGAGAAGGGAAUCCAUGGAGAUGAUGCUGAUUUACUGAAGCGCAAGAAUGCUUUUGGAUCGAACACAUAUCCUCAGAAAAAAGGAAGGAGUUUCUGGAUGUUCCUUUGGGAAGCAUGGCAAGAUCUUACAUUGAUCAUACUGAUGGUGGCUGCUGUGGCUUCUUUGGCACUGGGGAUAAAGACAGAGGGUAUCAAGGAGGGAUGGUAUGAUGGCGCAAGCAUUGCUUUUGCUGUUAUUCUUGUCAUCGUUGUGACUGCUGUAAGUGAUUACAGACAAUCCCUUCAGUUCCAAAAUUUGAAUGAGGAGAAGAGAAACAUACACAUGGAGGUUAUUAGAGGUGGUAAAAGAGUUGAUGUUUCAAUAUAUGACAUUGUUGUUGGAGAUGUUGUUCCUCUCAACAUUGGUGACCAGGUACCUGCUGAUGGAAUUUUAAUUACUGGUCACUCUCUUGCCAUUGAUGAAUCUAGCAUGACCGGAGAAAGCAAGAUUGUUCACAAGAAUUCCAAGGCACCAUUUCUAAUGUCUGGCUGCAAAGUGGCGGAUGGUAGUGGCACUAUGCUGGUGACAAGUGUUGGGCUUAACACUGAAUGGGGGUUGCUUAUGGCUAGUAUUUCUGAAGACACUGGUGAAGAAACACCGUUGCAGGUGCGCUUAAAUGGAGUUGCCACUUUUAUUGGUGUUGUUGGGCUGGCGGUAGCUCUUAUUGUCUUUAUUGUUCUUCUAGUUAGAUUCUUUACUGGCCACUCCAAGAAUCCAAAUGGAAGUCGUCAGUUUACAGCGGGUAAAACUAGUAUUGGUGAUGCAGUAGAUGGAGUCAUUAAAAUUCUUACUGUUGCGGUCACCAUUGUAGUUGUUGCUGUGCCUGAAGGGCUCCCAUUAGCUGUUACCUUAACUCUUGCCUACUCUAUGAGAAAAAUGAUGGCAGACAAGGCCUUGGUGCGUAGGCUUUCUGCCUGUGAAACCAUGGGUUCUGCUACAACUAUUUGCAGUGACAAGACUGGAACUUUAACACUGAAUCAGAUGACUGUUGUUGAAGCUUAUGUUGGUGGUAAAAAAAUUGAUUCUCCGGAAAGCAAGUCAGAGUUGUCUCCUAAACUCUCCUCUUUACUUAUUGAAGGCAUUGCGCAGAACACAAACGGCAGUGUUUUUAUUCCUGAGAAUGGAGGAGACCUAGAAGUUUCUGGAUCACCCACAGAAAAAGCUAUUCUUGUUUGGGGAGUGAAGCUGGGGAUGAAUUUUGAUGCUGUCCGAUCAGAAUCGGCUAUCAUUCAUGUUUUCCCUUUCAACUCGCAGAAAAAAAGAGGUGGUGUGGCAGUACAACGGCCUGAUUCUGAAGUGCAUAUUCACUGGAAGGGUGCUGCUGAAAUAGUCUUAGCUUCAUGUACAGCUUACAUUGAUGGAAAUGAUCAGAUCGUACCACUAACUGAUGAAAAGUCUUUAUUUUUCAAGAAAGCUAUUGAAGACAUGGCAGCUGGCAGUUUGCGCUGUAUUGCAAUUGCAUAUCGAUCUUAUGAGAUGGAUAAAGUUCCUACCAAUGAAGAAGCUCUGUCUCAAUGGGAAUUACCUGAGGAUGACCUUAUUUUGCUAGCUAUUAUUGGCUUAAAGGACCCAUGUCGACCAGGUGUAAAAGAAGCUGUGGAACUAUGCCAAAAUGCUGGUGUGACGGUGCGUAUGGUCACUGGCGAUAAUCUUCAAACUGCAAGAGCAAUUGCUUUAGAAUGUGGGAUAUUACGUUCAAAUGAGGCAAUGGAGCCUAUUGUUAUCGAAGGAAAAGUUUUUCGAGGCUUAUCAGACACAGAAAGGGAGGAAAGAGCUGAGCAGAUAUUGGUGAUGGGACGAUCUUCUCCAAAUGACAAGCUUCUGUUCGUGCAAGCAUUGAAAAAGAGGAGACAUGUUGUUGCUGUAACUGGAGAUGGUACAAAUGAUGCUCCUGCAUUGCAUGAGGCGGAUAUUGGCCUUUCAAUGGGUAUUCAAGGAACUGAAGUUGCUAAGGAGAGCUCAGAUAUAAUUAUCCUGGAUGAUAAUUUUGCUUCGGUUGUGAAGGUUGUGCGAUGGGGUAGAUCUGUAUAUGCGAAUAUUCAGAAAUUCAUCCAGUUUCAGCUUACGGUUAAUGUUGCAGCUCUCAUCAUAAAUGUUGUAGCUGCAGUUUCCUCUGGUGAUGUCCCAUUGAACGCUGUGCAGCUUCUCUGGGUUAACCUUAUCAUGGAUACUCUUGGAGCAUUGGCAUUGGCUACUGAGCCACCUACAGACCAUCUAAUGCAUAGACCACCAGUUGGUCGCAGGGAACCCCUGAUAACAAAUAUCAUGUGGAGGAACCUGCUGAUACAGGCAGCAUAUCAGGUGAGUGUGUUACUUGUCCUUAAUUUCCGAGGGAGGACUUUAUUAGGUUUGAAGGAUGACAACCUUGAGCAUGCAAACAAAGUGAAGAAUACCUUAAUAUUCAAUGCCUUUGUGCUCUGUCAAAUCUUCAAUGAAUUUAAUGCCCGUAAACCAGAUGAACUAAAUGUUUUCCAAGGAAUCACAAAAAACCGUCUUUUCAUGGGCAUAGUCGCUGUAACACUCGUGCUCCAGAUCAUUAUCAUUGAGUUUAUUGGCAAGUUCACUUCAACCGUCAAGCUUAAUUGGAAACAGUGGUUGGUUUCUGUUGCCAUUGCUAUUAUCAGUUGGCCUCUUGCUGCUGUUGGAAAACUAAUACCUGUACCAGAUACUCCCUUGCACAAGUUCUUUCCAAGAAGAUUUUUUGGACGUACAAAUUCGUCAAGUCAACCAGCUUAAGGCAUGAGCUUUUUACAGGAUUGCCAUGAAGCCGUCUUUAUACGAAGCCACCUGUUUACUCCUUUUGUGGCUUAUAGGAUGACACAAAUUAACACGGACAUUAACAUACAGUUUUAUCAAGACAGGUUUUUGGCAGCAAAAUUUCUUUCCAAGGGUUUUUGAAUUUGUUUGUUUCUUUUUUUAACAAAUACUUGGGCCAUUUUGCUGUUUCGGUUUUACUGUGUUUGUACAGAAUUUUUUUUUAUUCCAAAUUAAAUGCUUAUAUUCUGAUAUUAUUCCUACACUUGCGGGGCCAACUUGGAUGUUUUGUUCUAUCAAUGGUUGUCAAACUUGUUAUCAGCAACAAUGGAAAAUACAGAAAGAGAACAAAUAAAAAAAAUUGAAGGCC